AGUCCAAAGUGCCUCUCAACCUCAGAAGCCAGACGAACUCAACUUUCUCCCCCGACUUCCGGCCACACAUCGUCUCCGCCGUCUACUCUCAAUUGGAUUCCGGUCAUCUAUCGAUUUUAUUGAAUCGAAGUGGAAGAUGCCUCCGAAGCAGCAGUCGAAGGCAGAUUUGGCGAAGAAACAGAAGGUUGUUGAGGACAAGACGUUCGGAUUGAAGAAUAAAAACAAGUCGAAGAAUGUUCAGAAGUACGUGCAGAAUCUAAAGCAGUCAGUGCAGCCGAAGCCUGACGCCACCAAGAUUAACGCUCAGAAGAAAAAGGAGGAGGAGAAGGCUAGAGAGAAGGAGCUGAACGAAUUGUUUAAAGUUGCCGUGAAACAGCCCAAAGUCCCCCCUGGGGUCGAUCCUAAGUCAAUUGUGUGUGAGCACUUUAAGGUGGGGCAAUGUGCAAAAGGCUUUAAAUGCAAAUUCUCUCAUGACUUGAAUGUGCAGAGAAAAGGAGAGAAGAUAGAUCUCUUUAGUGAUAAGCGCGAUCAAGAGGAAUCCAUGGAGGAUUGGGAUCAAGAGACGUUGGAGAAGGUUGUCGAGUCCAAGAGUAAGGAAUAUAACAAGAAUAAACCUACAGAUAUUGUUUGUAAAUUCUUUCUGGAGGCAGUGGAGAAGAAGCAAUAUGGUUGGUUUUGGGUCUGUCCAAAUGGUGGUAAAGAUUGUAUGUAUAGACAUGCUCUUCCUCCUGGAUACGUCCUAAAAUCUCAGAUGAAAGCUCUUCUAGAGGAAGAGAGAGACAAGAUACCCAUAGAGGAGGAAAUAGAAAACCAGCGUGCUAAGGUAGCUACUACGACUCCUAUGACCCCGGAGUUAUUCAUGGAAUGGAAGAAGAAAAAGGUGGAGGAGAGAGAAGCAGGCCUAGCUACGCAGAGAGCAGAGAGAGCUAAAAAUGACAGGAUGAGUGGUCGUGAACUGUUCCUCAUGGAUGCUAGCUUGUUUGUUGAUGAUGCUGAAGCUUAUGAUAAAUACCAAAGAGAAGAACCAGACGAGGCUCAAAAGGCCAACAAAGAUGCACCUGUGGACGGCCCAAGUUCUUCUAUGCACGCCAAGCAGGAUACAGAAAGUAAAGCUGACCAGGAUGAUUACGACGAUGAAGAUGACAUUGAUGAUGAUCUUGACCUGGAUGAGUUAGAUGAGCUCGAAGCUAGCCUUUCAAAAACAGCCUUAACAAUCAAUGAACACAGCUGAUUUACAGUCCUGGCGGAACAUUAUGCAUUGGGGUAUUGAAUUUGGAGGAUGCCAUAAUAUGGAGUUUUCCAUAGCCCCAAUAAUGCUAACACCGAGGAGCUCUUUGUCAUGCCAAAUUUGGUAAGAAUCUUCAAGGUUUUUUAUCUUCUUUCCUACGCAUGAUCAUCAGCUGUGUCUGUUUCAAUUAUUCCGAGCUGGCGUUGUUAUCUUCUUUCCUACCCAUGAAUUAUAUAUGCUUGUGAUAUUCCAGGUCAUUGUUACUUCCUGUUUUGAUAUGCCUGCUGAGUUUCAAAUAUUUAUUGGAUUUUGAUGAGGUGACUUGAAGAUGAUGUUUAACUUAA
This is a messenger RNA of Andrographis paniculata, 1572 nucleotides long. RefSeq names its product zinc finger CCCH domain-containing protein 11. The record is from RefSeq and is a predicted model, not a curated record. Gene Ontology annotation, molecular function: mRNA binding; metal ion binding. Lineage: Eukaryota; Viridiplantae; Streptophyta; Magnoliopsida; Lamiales; Acanthaceae. The transcript has 8 exons. Bases 137 to 1231 code for a protein of 364 amino acids. Gene Ontology annotation, biological process: cytoplasmic translation. Gene Ontology annotation, cellular component: cytosol.